Acanthochromis polyacanthus (spiny chromis) is the source of this 3649-nucleotide messenger RNA. Its product is annotated as sodium-dependent phosphate transport protein 2B-like. Lineage: Eukaryota; Metazoa; Chordata; Actinopteri; Pomacentridae. Gene Ontology annotation, molecular function: sodium:phosphate symporter activity. The record is from RefSeq and is a predicted model, not a curated record. The transcript has 14 exons. Gene Ontology annotation, biological process: sodium-dependent phosphate transport; intracellular phosphate ion homeostasis. Gene Ontology annotation, cellular component: vesicle; apical plasma membrane; brush border. Bases 1270 to 3174 code for a protein of 634 amino acids.
CCUGGGUCAUGACACAACCUCCUCCAUGUUUCACUGAGAAGGUGGGAUGGUUUGGAUCAUUGACCCUCCCUGUCUUUUUCUUUCACUUUGGUAAAUGUUCAUAUUGGUCUCAUCUGGCCUGUAUCUGACUUGUCUUUGUGCUUUAUGGUCAGAUUUUACUCUGGCCUUUCGAUUCCUGCUGCUUAUAAAAGUUAGCAUCCUGCAGUGCAGCUAUCAAAGUCAGGAACUCUUUACUGCUGUAAACCUGAGCUCUUUCUACCAGCACUGAUGUUGCUCUCUGUUGUUUUGAGGUUCGUCACAGUGCAAAGGUUGCUCCUGUUAUCAGCUGAAGCAGCUGUCAUGUGGCCACCAAAAGCAGAUUUUCUCAUCAUGCCGAAUCGCCUACAGUUUGUGAGAAUAUUAUAUAUUCUCCCCCAGAGAUCAAUACCGUCUGCAAAGCAACUGAAGUCAUCCGAUAAAUUUAGGUGAGUAUUAAGUGUCUCUGCAAUGUAACACAAGUAUCUAAAACGUAAGUUUGUGUUUCUAUGCCCAAUCUAGUUUCUGUAAAAUUAUGUUGAGUGGAGAAAAGACUUCCUCAGACAUGCACAGUAGUCUCAUUAACCACAACUUUUCUCUGCUUUCUAACCUUUAUAAAGAAGUGAUCUCAACUUUAUGCAAUAACUGUGUGAAACCAAACUAUAUGUCUCUAUAGGUGAGUCCAGUUUUGCCUCUAACCCUGAGAAAAACACAAACCUUUUGAUAUUUAUUUGUCCCCAUCUGCUGGUCCAUGGGGGAACUUCACAAGAAAUGAAUCAAAGACCAAAGUGUGGUGGUGACUGCUGUAAGCUCUGCUCCAUCUAAUAUUUAAUUUGAUUUAAACAUGAGUGUAAUUCCCACUAGGGGCAGUUUCCAAAUCCUGUUUCUGCUAAUUUUGUUCACUAAAGUCUUGUCCAAUAUCAUUCUCCCACUGUCCAACCAUGAAAAUCAGGAGAAGUCAUCAAAUAUUGAUGCUUUUUUGCUUUUCCCCUGUCAGUUUUGCUGUUCAGGCUACACAUCCAGUAUAUUGUGACAUAUGCUGCCUGAAGGAAAGACCUGCAAACACAACUGUGGCCUGUGAAGACGCACCGUCCAGGUACUUGGACUCUGCGCGACCUUUGCACUGCGCACAGCGGGUGUGCGCUCCUGGCUGCGCUAUAAAAGCUGCGCUCCGGCUCGCUGAGAGCAACAGGUGAAGCUCAGGUGAAGCCUCCAGAUCUCAGCUCUCAGCUCCGGGUUCAGCUACAGACAGUCAUGGCUCCAAGACCAGAAGUGGAGACAGAUUCCUCCCAUGCUCGCGAUGACAAAGCUAAGGCUAAUGAUUCCGCCAUCCUGCCGGCUUACUCCACCGUGGACCUGAUAAAAGAGGAACCAGAGGAGGUGGAUCCCUGGGAGCUCCCAGAGCUCAAAGACACUGGGGUCAAGUGGGCAGAGCUGGAUACUAAAGGAAAGGUGAUGAGAGUACUGUCUGGUAUUGUGAAGAUAGUUCUGCUGCUUGGAUUUCUCUACCUGUUUAUCUGCUCGUUGGAUGUUCUGAGCUCUGCUUUCCAGCUAGUCGGAGGCAAAGCUGCUGGUGACAUCUUCCAGGACAAUGUUGUGUUGUCCAACCCCGUGGCAGGCCUGGUCAUCGGUGUGUUAGUCACAGUGCUUGUACAGAGCUCCAGCACCUCCUCCUCUAUUGUGGUCAGCAUGGUCUCCUCUGGAUUGCUAGAAGUCAAGACUGCAGUGCCAAUCAUCAUGGGAGCUAACAUUGGAACAUCUGUCACCAACACUAUUGUGGCUAUGAUGCAGGCAGCAGAUCGAAAUGAGUUCCGCAGGGCAUUUGCAGGUGCUACUGUCCACGACUUCUUCAACUGGCUGUCUGUCCUGGUUCUUCUGCCCCUAGAAGUUGCCUCUGGCGCUCUGUUCGAACUCAGCCGCCUCAUCAUCCAGUCUUUCAAUAUCCAGAGUGGAGAGGACGCCCCCGAAUUGCUCAACGUCAUCACAGACCCCCUCACAGACUCCAUCAUUCAGCUGGACAAAGAUGUUAUCAAUGACAUUGCCAUCGGUAUCCCGGAGGCCAGGAACAGAAGUCUGAUCAAAAUAUGGUGCAAAACAGAGCAAAACACGACUUUCUGGAAUGAGACACUGGCGAACUGCACUGCCCCUUCCAUUUGUUUGGUUGAGAAGAACAUGACUUUCACUGAAAACAUAGAGAAAUGCAGACACAUCUUCGUCAAUGCGAACUUGCCAGACCUGGCAGUGGGCCUCAUCCUCUUGGCUGUGUCUUUGUUUGUCCUCUGCUCCUGCCUCAUCCUCAUUGUCAAGCUGCUCAACUCCAUGCUGAAAGGACAGGUGGCUGUGGUCAUCAAGAAGGUGCUCAACACAGACUUCCCCUUCCCCUUCGCAUGGGUUACAGGCUAUCUUGCAAUUCUGGUCGGGGCUGGGAUGACCUUCCUUGUUCAGAGCAGCUCCAUCUUCACCUCAGCUAUAACACCACUUGUUGGUAUUGGUGUCAUUAGCCUCGAGAGAGCUUAUCCUCUGACCCUGGGGUCCAAUAUUGGUACAACAACCACUGCUAUACUUGCUGCUAUGGCUAGUCCUGGAGACAAGUUAGCCAACUCCCUGCAGAUUGCAAUCUGCCACUUCUUCUUCAACAUCAUGGGCAUCAUAUUGUGGUACCCAAUCCCCUUCAUGCGAGUGCCCAUCAGGCUGGCAAGAGGGCUCGGAAACCGAACCGCCAAAUACCGCUGGUUUGCUGCCUUCUACCUUAUCCUGUGCUUCUUGGUUUUACCUCUGCUUAUAUUCGCCCUAUCGCUGGCAGGCUGGCAAGUGCUGGUUGGCGUCGGCGUGCCAAUCGUUGUUCUGCUUGUCUUUGUGAUUAUCGUCAAUGUGAUGCAGUCCCGCUGGCCCCGCUACCUGCCCAAGGUCCUGAGAAACUGGAACUUCUUGCCGCGGCCCAUGCACUCCAUGGCACCGUGGGACAGAAUGGUGACCUCGUCCUUAACCUUCUGUGGCACACGUUGUUGCUGCUGCUGCAAAAACUGCAAAUGCUGCCAUUGCUGCCAAAAAAAUGAGGAGGUUGAACAGAUCAGGAGAAACAGCAAGACGAGCCUGGAGAUGUACGAUAAUCCAGCCAUGUCUAAAGACGAAGAGCAUGGCAAAUCAACACGUAUAUAAUGUUAUUAAAUUAAAUUUGCAUCUGCAAGCAAUGCUAAAUGCAAUAAUGUACUUGUAGCACACUUGUAAUUGUUUAUCACUUCUCAGGUUGUGGUAUGUCAUUGAUUCCCUUUUAUCGGAUGAUACACCGAGCACCGUAGUAAACACUGUUGCUAUCUUGCUGUAGAGUAUGAACAGAGGUGUUGUAUAUAUUCUUAUGAACCCACUGUUGCUGGGCAUGUGAUAUGCAUUCUAUAAUGGUUUCAAUAUUUUGCCCAGAUUCGCUGUCUGCUAUGACAUAACUAUGGGUGGCUGCGAAUGCUGGGAUGUAUUUUUAUAUUUUAUGUGGAAUGUGGUUUUAUUGUCAACUCUGACCAUUUCACCGUCAGAUGUUUAAUGUAGCAUUUAAGAUAUAAUAUUAUUAACAUGUUGUGUUAUCUUUCAGUAUUUAAUACGAUGUAAUAAUGUAAAUAACAAUAAAAAAUAAUAUGUAAAU